GACAUCAGAAGGGAAAGAUGGUGAAAGAAACGGGCUACUACGACCUUCUGGGCGUCAAGCCGGGUGCCACGUUGGACGAGAUCAAGCGAGCGUACCGGCGGCUGGCGCUGAAGUACCACCCCGACAAGAACCCCAAUGAAGGAGAGCGGUUCAAGCAGAUCUCGCAAGCCUACGAGGUGCUGUCAGACACCCAGAAGAGGGCGCUGUAUGACCGGGGCGGCGAGCGGGCCAUGAAAGAAGGCGGCGUGGGAGGCCGAGGAGGAGGCUUCGGGUCCCCGAUGGACAUAUUCAACAUGUUCUUCGGAGGAGGGGCGCGGAUGCCUGGCCGGGGGGAGAGGAGAGGAAAGACGGUGGUGCACCCUCUCUCGGUGACCCUGGAGGAUCUCUACAACGGCACCACCCGAAAGCUGUCCGUGCAGAAGAACAUCAUCUGCAGCAAGUGUAAUGGCUGCGGGGUCCGGGAAGGCGUCAACAGCAGGUGCCCCAAAUGCCACGGCACCGGCAUGGAGUUUCACGUCCACCAGCUGGGACCCAGCAUGAUCCAGCAGAUCCAGACCAUGUGCUCGCAGUGCCAGGGCCAGGGCGAGUGGGUCCGGCCCCUGGAUCGCUGCCUCACCUGCAACGGCAGGAGGGUGACGCGGGAGAAGAAGAUCCUGAAUGUCCACCUGGACAGAGGCAUGCAGGAUGGGCAGAGGAUCACGUUCCACGAGGAAGGGGACCAGGUGCCUGGCCUAGAGCCAGGGGAUGUGGUCAUUGUCCUGGAUCAGAAGGAGCACCCGGUAUUCCGGCGCAUCGGCAACGACCUGAUCAUCCGGAAGGAGAUCAGCCUGGUGGAUGCUCUGUGCGGCUUCCGGCAAGUCGUCCACACUCUGGACAACAGGACCCUGCUUGUCUCCUCGCCACGAGGUGACAUCAUCCGGCCAGGAUCCGUGAAGUGCAUUCCCAACGAGGGCAUGCCCGUCUACAGAAACCCCACCCAGAAGGGCCGGCUUGUCAUACACUUCCAGGUGAAAUUCCCAGAGCCAGGCUGGCUGCCCCCCGACCGGCUCCGCCAGCUCCGAGCUUUCUUCCCGCCCCAGGAAGAGGUCAUGGCUACGGAGAACAUGCAGGAAGUGGAACUGAGCGACUACUUCUCCCAGCCGGGACACUGGUGGCAGCCUCACGCUGGCGAGGCCUACUUCGAAGACGACUUCGAGGAUGCCUCGCGCCCGCACGUCCAGUGCCACACGUCAUAGCCCCCCGGACGUCCUCCCCCUCCCUGGAGCCGGGGGUGGGGGGGCGGUUUGGAAGGUCAUGCGGUUCAGGGAUGUAAAUAGUUAACCUUGCUCGGCCACUCCUCCGGGGGGCGCCGCUGAGCCCCAGCAGAGUUCCCUGCGUCCCCUGUCCCACUCAAGGGAGGCGGAGCCCGUGUAAGGGCUUAGGAGGCAGCUAAUAGGGGCUGCCUGGGAGGAGCAUCGUGGUGAUCCCUGAGCAAGCUCCACCGGGAUCAUUCAGCGCGGUGACUCGGGGCCCGAUUCUCCUGCGCGCCGAAACCCCAAUGAUGAGGCCUUUAAAGGGGGGUAACGGCCCUCCACGCCCAUGGGAGGCAUCAAAGACCCUUAGUGUCAUGGAGAAUCAGAUCUGUCAGUUUAAGCCCCUUCCGGCUUCUCCGCACAGCUCCGUGGGAAAUCGACCGGCUUUCGUUGGCACGAAAGCGUCGCGCCGUUUCGUAAUCUGCCCCGGGAGCUUUGCUUCCUCUGCUUUGGGUGGACUGUCCGGCUCCGCUGCCUGAGCGGCAAAGCUCGCUUUGGAGAUCUCUUGCACAUUGACGCGAAAGGGGGAGGCGUUAAAGCCACUUCGCAGAGGCGCGUCCGUCCGCUCGGGUUCGCCAUUGAUUCGCGUCCCCUUGGCGAGGAACACAAUGUGGAAAGCCUGGGAUUGCAAGGAGCCCCGGGGGCACUUAGCUACAUCCUGAGCCUGGAAUCGGAUCCGCCUGGCGACCCUGGGAAGGGGCUUCAAGGCCUGGACCCGCUCCCCAGAUUUCUACUGCUGAUCCCUUUGGUAGCACUCAAUUCCCAGAGCUUUGCCUUGCCCUGUGGUUGUUUACGCCUGUGUAGAGUGGGAUCAAAAUGCCGAGCCAGUGGAAAUGGGUGCGCCCGGUGUAGGACAGUGAAGAAUCGAUUCUGUCUGCGGGUGCUUGGCAAUUGCCACGCCCUCCACUGGUAGUCCUGAGCGAUGCGCUAUCCCAGAAUAAAGCAUGGCUCAGCUCUUUCUUUCAGGGUCAUGCCCUUGCAUUCUCUUGGAAUCGGACAGAGCGGGCUCUUGACGCUA
Pelodiscus sinensis (Chinese soft-shelled turtle) is the source of this 2310-nucleotide messenger RNA. NCBI's taxonomy places the organism in Eukaryota, Metazoa, Chordata, Testudines, Trionychidae. The record is from RefSeq and is a predicted model, not a curated record.